Messenger RNA from Anolis sagrei ordinatus, 4333 nucleotides. RefSeq names its product SWI/SNF related, matrix associated, actin dependent regulator of chromatin subfamily c member 2 (gene SMARCC2). Gene Ontology annotation, cellular component: SWI/SNF complex; npBAF complex; nBAF complex. Gene Ontology annotation, biological process: positive regulation of DNA-templated transcription. The record is from RefSeq and is a predicted model, not a curated record. Gene Ontology annotation, molecular function: histone binding; nucleosomal DNA binding. Lineage: Eukaryota; Metazoa; Chordata; Lepidosauria; Squamata; Anolidae.
CUGCGGGGCUGCUGCUCCUUCGGCCGGAGAGGCGUCCAGAGACGAAGGCGGCGCGGCCCAGGCCGGCGGCGGCGCUGCUGCUGCGAAAAUGGCGGUGCGGAAGAAGGACGGCGGCCCCAACGUCAAGUACUACGAGGCCUCCGACACUGUCAGCCAGUUCGACAGCGCGCGGGUCUGGCUGGGCAAGAACUACAAGAAGUACAUCCAAGCAGAACCACCUACCAAUAAGUCAUUGUCCAGCCUAGUGGUGCAGCUACUACAGUUCCAAGAGGAAGUUUUUGGAAAGCACGUCAGCAAUGCACCGCUCACAAAAUUACCGAUAAAAUGCUUCUUGGAUUUCAAAGCUGGUGGUGCCCUCUGUCACAUCCUUGCAGCAGCAUAUAAAUUCAAGAGUGACCAAGGAUGGCGGCGUUUCGAUUUCCAGAAUCCAUCACGGAUGGACCGCAAUGUGGAGAUGUUCAUGACAAUUGAAAAAUCUCUGGUGCAGAACAAUUGCCUCUCCAGGCCUAACAUCUAUUUGCACCAAGAUAUUGACCCUAAAUUGCAGGCCAAGCUGAAAGACAUCAUCAAACGACACCAGGGAACAGUAACUGACGAUAAGAAUAAUGCUUCCCAUAUUGUUUUCCCAGUUCCUGGUAGCCUGGAAGAAGAAGAGUGGGUCCGCCCUAUUAUGAAGAGAGACAAGCAGGUCCUUUUGCACUGGGGCUACUACCCAGACAGCUAUGACACCUGGAUCCCAGCAAGUGAAAUUGAAGCCCCUGUGGAGGAUGCCCCGACCCCAGAGAAGCCCCGUAAGGUUCAUGCUAAGUGGAUUCUGGAUACAGAUACUUUUAAUGAGUGGAUGAACGAAGAAGACUAUGAAGUCAAUGAUGAGAAGAGUCCUGUCUCACGCAGGAAGAAAAUAUCUGCCAAAACUCUCACUGAUGAGGUUAACAGCCCUGACUCAGACCGGCGGGACAAGAAAGGAGGGAACUAUAAGAAAAGAAAGCGUUCUCCCUCCCCUUCACCAACUCCAGAAGCUAAAAAGAAGAAUGCCAAGAAAGGGCCUUCUACUCCUUAUACCAAAUCCAAGCGUGGUUACCGUGAAGAGGAGCAAGAAGACCUCACUAAAGACAUGGAUGAGCCUUCUCCUGUCCCCAAUGUUGAAGAAGUGACACUACCAAAAACAGUGAAUACCAAGAAAGAUUCCGAAUCUGCUCCUGUGAAAGGUGGCACUAUGACUGAUUUGGAUGAACCGGAGGAUGAGAGCAUGGAGACUGUAGGCAAGGAUGAAGAGGAGAGCAAUGCUGGGAACAAAGGAGAGCAGACCAAAAACCCUGACUUGCAUGAAGACAAUGUGACUGAGCAGACCCAUCAUAUUAUCAUCCCAAGCUAUGCUGCCUGGUUUGAUUACAACAGUGUUCAUGCCAUUGAGCGGAGAGCCCUCCCAGAAUUUUUCAACGGCAAAAAUAAGUCAAAGACUCCAGAAAUCUAUUUGGCAUACCGUAAUUUUAUGAUUGACACGUACCGGCUCAAUCCACAGGAGUACCUCACCUCGACUGCCUGCCGUCGGAACCUGGCUGGGGAUGUCUGUGCCAUCAUGAGAGUGCAUGCCUUCUUGGAACAGUGGGGACUGAUCAAUUACCAAGUGGAUGCAGAGAGCCGUCCAACACCAAUGGGACCGCCACCAACAUCUCAUUUCCAUGUUUUGGCUGAUACACCUUCGGGAUUGGUACCUCUGCAACCCAAAACACCCCAGGGUCGUCAGACUGAUAGUGACACUAAGGCUGGACGGAAGAGCAAGGAGAUUGAAGACCUUGUCACAGAGACCGUGAAGGGGAAACCAGAAAUGCAAACCACAGCUUCACAGCAGAUGCUGAACUUCCCUGACAAGAGUAAGGAGAAACCACCUGAUAUGCAAAACUUUGGACUUCGUACUGACAUGUAUACGAAGAAAAAUGUUCCUUCCAAGAGCAAAGCUGCUGCCAGUGCUACCCGCGAGUGGACAGAGCAGGAAACCUUGUUGCUUUUAGAGGCCUUGGAGAUGUACAAGGAUGACUGGAACAAGGUUUCUGAGCACGUGGGCAGCCGCACGCAGGACGAGUGUAUUUUGCAUUUUCUCCGUCUUCCCAUUGAGGACCCUUACCUGGAAGACUCUGAAGCCUCCCUGGGGCCCCUCGCUUACCAACCUAUUCCUUUCAGCCAGUCGGGCAACCCAGUCAUGAGCACCGUGGCCUUCCUCGCCUCCGUCGUGGACCCUCGAGUGGCAUCGGCAGCAGCCAAGUCAGCCCUAGAGGAGUUUUCCAAGAUGAAGGAAGAGGUGCCCACAGCCUUGGUGGAAGCUCAUGUCCGCAAGGUGGAGGAAGCAGCCAAGGUGACAGGCAAGGCAGACCCAGCAUUUGGUCUGGAAAGCAGCGGCAUUGCAGGGACCACGUCUGACGAGCUGGAGAGAAUAGGUGAGGGGGGUGAGCGGGGUGCCUUCCGCACUUCCACCCGCGAAGCGCCCUCGUUGGACCUCGCCCAGUGUGCGGUGGGGACUAAGAAGGCUGCCGAGACGCAGGAGACCAGAGCCGGCCUGACUUCCGGCCUGGAGCUCACUCUCAAUCGCCUGGCACAGGAAGAAAGCUGUCCAGAUGAGAACCGGACAGAACCACCAGCUUCUGAGGAGAAGAAAGAGGUGAAGGAGCCAAGGGAAGGAGCCCUGGAGGAAGAAGUGAAGGAGAAGCUUGGGGAGGUGCCUAGGAAAGAGGAGGAUAAGAGCAAAGAGGUUGAUGGCGAGAAGGAAAUGGACAAGACAGAUGGGGACACGAUGGCUGAUGGAGAAAAGGAGAAAGAACCCAAGGAUGGGCAGGAAGAGGGACCCAAGGAUAUUACAGAGGCAGAGGGUGAACGGAAGACGAAGGUGGAGAGGGACAUUGGAGAAGGGAAUCUCUCCACUGCGGCUGCUGCUGCUUUGGCUGCUGCAGCUGUAAAAGCAAAGCAUUUGGCAGCAGUGGAAGAACGCAAGAUCAAGUCCCUGGUUGCCUUGUUGGUGGAAACGCAGAUGAAGAAGCUUGAGAUCAAGUUGAGGCACUUUGAAGAGCUGGAAACCAUCAUGGAUCGUGAACGUGAGGCACUGGAGUACCAGAGGCAGCAGCUCCUGGCUGACCGACAGGCCUUCCACAUGGAGCAGCUCAAGUAUGCCGAGAUGCGUGCUCGCCAGCAGCAUUUCCAGCAGAUGCAUCAGCAGCAGCAGCAACAGCAGCCCCCGUCUUCUCUUCCUGGGGCCUCACAGCCCCUCCCUUCUUCGGGGGCACCCCUGGCACCAGCCGCUCACUCCAUGCCUGUCUCCCAAACACCUGUGCCGGCCUCCAGCACUGCAGGGCAGCCCAGCAGUAUGGCUCAGACCGAACAGAUUGGACAGGCAGUUGCAAGCCAGGCACAGCAGACAGCGGCUGGAGCAGCACAGACUGGUGCAGGUCAGACCGGACAGUCUUCCACGGGUUCCCAUGCCCAGCCUCCGUUCCCCAACCAGCAGCCUCCAUCCCAGAUCCUCCCCGGGGCAGCCCCAGCAGCCGUUCACCCUGCCAUGGCUGGUAAUAUCCCCUCAGCCCUGCCUUUUGGAAUGCCUGCCUCCAUCCCAUUUAGCAUGGCUAGUAACGUAACAGACUCCAUCGGCAUUAACUUCCCUGCUAACAUGCCCAUCCAUCCAGUGCAUGGUAACCUUGCGUGCAGCAUGGCUAAUCCGCCCAUCAUCAACGUCUCUAGCACCCUGCACCCUCCGGCCGGGGCCCCGCUGCCUCCCGGCUCCGCAGCUGCCCAGAGCCCAGCUAUUGUGGCAGCCAUGCAGGGCAGCCUCCUUCCAAAUGCUGGUCUCGGAUCAGAUCAAGGACCAUCACUACAAUCAGAUCCAAUUGCUCCCAGCCCCAGCACGGCCACACCAGUCCCACCCACACAGUGAGAAGCUAUGAACUGCUCUUCGUGAUGUCUCCAGGUUGAGCCCUCGUCACUUUGGAAGGACAGAGAACCCCAAAUCGUGUUAAACAUGGAUUCUGUUUGGGUGGGUUUUUAAAAAGCUUCAAAACAGCAAUCUUAGGCAGAAGAGGAUUUCGCUCUUUUGACUCCCUUUCCCCGUGUGUCUCCACCCCAUUCCUUCUCCCCAAUGCUUUUUUUGUAUCCGGUCGUACCAAGACUUUUUAUUUAAAGGUGUUUCUAAUUGGGGAGGGAGGGGGGCAAGAACCUAUAUCAAAACAGCCACUGCUAUUUAUAGAGGGCUUUGAUUUUAAACCUGGUUGAAGCAGGAGUUUGACUCCUCCCCUCCUGUAUGUGUCUGUCUUGCUCUUUUUUUAAAACAAUAAAGAAAUAUUACAACAAA